AUGGACAACUUCCACUUGCCCAACGACAUCGUAUUGAUGAUCCUGAACUGUGUAGUCGCCAAGCCUGCCACGAAGCACCUGCCACGUGAAUUUUCAGUACUGGCAGGCGUGUGCCAGCAUGGAGAAGGCUGGCCUGCCGAUAUCUGCUCGAGCGCAGGAAUUCGUUUCCAGAUGAGCUUUCCUGCUCUUGAGUACCUGCGUCUUGAUAAUUGGCACUCUGAUAUUAAGGAAAUCAGCACUGCGCUGUUUCCCGCGUACAUUCCCAAUAUUCACGUUUUGGGAUCAAUUCAAGCGAUCAAGUCGUUUUUCUGGCACAAAUUCAGCGGAUUUGGAAACUUCAAGAUUGGUAUAAGAUGUUGUGAUGCGACGGACGUGGAUACUUUCUACGAGAUGACCAACAGAUUUUUCAACCGCCUGCGCAUUGAUGGUCAAGCAGCGUUGGAUCUUAUUUUCGAUUCUCCAAAACUUGACGCAGACAGGAUCAACUGGACCAAUCUUACUUUCUUGACCAUUACAGGUGAUAUUGAGAUUGAGACGAUUUCAGCGCUCCUUCCACGCCUACCCUCACUGGCUAACCUGGAGGCUUGUGAUUUGGUACACAGCGAGGACACAUAUGAUUCCGUCUCUUUUAACCAGUUCACGCUCCCCGAUCUUGCCAGUUUGUCCACUGCGGAGCCACUAUCCACUUCGGUGAAAAAGGAUUACUGA
Kickxella alabastrina is the source of this 708-nucleotide messenger RNA. RefSeq lists its product as uncharacterized. Bases 1 to 708 code for a protein of 235 amino acids. The transcript is spliced from 3 exons. NCBI's taxonomy places the organism in Eukaryota, Fungi, Kickxellomycota, Kickxellomycetes, Kickxellales, Kickxellaceae. The record is from RefSeq and is a predicted model, not a curated record.